AUGGCAUAUGGCAGUGAUCAGGACGCUGGUAUGGGGUAUGGAGUAGCCAGGAUGCUGAUAUGGAGUACGGAGGUGAUCAGAAUGCUGGUAUGGGGUACGGCGGUGAACAGUAUACCAAUACAGGGUUUGGCGGUGAUAGGAACGCUGGUAUGGGGUAUGGCAGUGAUCAGAACAUUGGUAUGGGGUAUGGUGGUGAUCAGGACACUGAUAUGGGGUAUAGGGGUGAUCAGGAUGCUGGUAUGGGGUAUGGCGGUGAUCAGGAUGCUGCUAUAUGGUGUGGGGGUGAUCAGGAUGCUGCUAUGGUGUAUGGCAAUGAUCAGGAUGCUGAUAUGGAGUAUGGCGGUGAUCAGGACACUGGCAUGACCUAUAAGAUGAUCAGGAUGCUGGUAUGGGACAUGGCGGUGAUCAGGAUGCUGGUAUGGGGUAUAGUGGUGAUCAGGAUGCUGGUAUGGGGUGUGGCAGUGAUCAGGAUGCUGGUAUGGGGUAUGGCGGUAAUCAGGACACUGACAUGGUCUAUGGGAUGAUCAGGAUGCUGGUAUGGGACAUGACAGUGAUCAGGAUACUGGUAUGGGGUACAUUGGUGAU
Molecule: messenger RNA, 585 nt
Organism: Staurois parvus
Lineage: Eukaryota; Metazoa; Chordata; Amphibia; Anura; Ranidae
Source: the annotation of a GenBank genome assembly